This is a messenger RNA of Coffea eugenioides, 1340 nucleotides long. RefSeq names its product axial regulator YABBY 5. Gene Ontology annotation, biological process: cell fate commitment; multicellular organism development; abaxial cell fate specification. The coding region runs from base 480 to 1064 and encodes 194 amino acids. The record is from RefSeq and is a predicted model, not a curated record. Gene Ontology annotation, cellular component: nucleus. The transcript is spliced from 7 exons. Lineage: Eukaryota; Viridiplantae; Streptophyta; Magnoliopsida; Gentianales; Rubiaceae.
GCCACAGCUGAACCCAGUAUUCUUUUAUUGCACAUUCCCUAUUGAUCACUGCCCUUCUCUCUGUGAAGCCACUUUGGAUCCAAACCCUACUUUUCUUUUUUCUUCCCUCUCUCUUUUUAUCCCUCCCUCCAAUUCCUGUAUUUUUUUUUCCAAUUUCUAAGGGAAAAUAAAGAUCCCUUUACUGGUAUACUAGUACUAGUAUAAUCUUCUUUUCAUAUACACGCAAAAGUCUGGCUCUACUGUUGUGAUACACAUUUACAUAGAACUUCUUGAAAGAGAGCAAGAGAGAGAGAGGAAGAGAAAGAUAGAUAAAGAAUAUAUCGUAGCCUUUUUCUCUCGUAUAUAUUGCUUGCUUUUCUCUUUUGUGUGCUUGCAGGAGAGGGUCUGGAGAGUUGGUUUUAUAUUUAUCUUCUUUCUUCUUCUUCCUCUUCGUUGUUUGUUUUUUCUAGCUCCAUUUUUUGGUGAAGGACUAGACAGUCAUGUCGAGCUGCAGCGAUGUUUCGCCGCCACCACCUGAGCAACUCUGCUACAUCCCUUGCAACUUUUGCAAUAUAGUUCUUGCGGUGAGUGUUCCAUGCAGCAGCUUAUUUGAUGUCGUGACCGUCCGAUGUGGACACUGCACCAAUCUAUGGUCCGUGAACAUGGCAGCUGCAUUUCAGUCGCUGUCCUCCUCCUCCUGCUGGCAAGAUGUUCAGGCUCAGAACUCCACUCCACCUGAUCAAUACAGGAUCGACUUUGGUUCCUCCGCCAAAGGUUACAACAUCAAGCCAGCAACGCGACCAUCCAUACCAAACCGCGCUGAGGAAAGGAUUGUGAAUCGACCUCCUGAGAAGAGACAGCGAGUACCAUCUGCAUACAACCAGUUCAUAAAAGAAGAGAUUCAGAGGAUCAAAGCCAAUAACCCGGAUAUUAACCACAGGGAAGCUUUUAGUACAGCUGCCAAGAAUUGGGCGCACUUCCCUCACAUUCACUUUGGGCUCAUGUUGGAGACCAAUAACAAACCCAAACUAGGCGAGGAUUCUGAGAAGCGCCUAACGCCAAGGACUGCACUAUUGAACAAAUGAGAGCGCCAUAAUUCCCCCCCCCCCCCCCCCCAAAGCUUGUCAGUGAUUUCAGAGAUCUUCAAAUGAAUUGAACAAGACUUGUGACACUAUUAAGCUUUUAUUACUAUCACAAUAUCCCAGUCCUGCGUUGUACUUGUUACAAAAUGCUUUAUGGAAGAUGCUACCAGUGUGCUGUUGCAGUAAGCUACUUUCUUUUGCUUAUGUAUUUAUGGAAGUGAUAAAAAUAACUCUUCAAUCUGGCCUCUAUGGAUACCUGAUCCCUUUUCUUUGUUUGUC